This is a messenger RNA of Hordeum vulgare subsp. vulgare (domesticated barley), 887 nucleotides long. RefSeq lists its product as uncharacterized. Gene Ontology annotation, biological process: spindle attachment to meiosis I kinetochore; kinetochore assembly; attachment of mitotic spindle microtubules to kinetochore. The record is from RefSeq and is a predicted model, not a curated record. Gene Ontology annotation, molecular function: centromeric DNA binding. Lineage: Eukaryota; Viridiplantae; Streptophyta; Magnoliopsida; Poales; Poaceae. The coding region runs from base 110 to 706 and encodes 198 amino acids. The transcript has 5 exons. Gene Ontology annotation, cellular component: kinetochore.
CAGGUAAACACAGAAAGAGGGACGAGAGAAAGCACGGGCAAGCUUGGGCAUCACACCCGCGGCACCGGCGGUGCCAUCGGUGGCUGGAGGUGUGGCGCCGCGGCGAGCCAUGCGUCCGCCCGGAAACCGGGCGUGUGCUCCUCGCUCGCACGCCGGCGAUGGACAUGCUGGCAGUUCGAGACCGGUGGCGCUGCUCGACGUCGGCCCAUGUCUUCCGUCGAAGCCGCGGGUGAGACUCCCUCCGCGCCUUCACCUCUGCGACGUCCCUCCUUUUCCGGACCCUUGGCCCUGCCGCAGGCCGCAGCCUCCGCAUCCCCCUCCAGGUCCCCUGGCCAGCCUGAUCCAGAAGCUCUAUCAAGAGGAUCGAGUGAAAGCUGCUGCCGCUGCUGCUGCGGAUAGCAAGAACAACCAGCAGGGUAGAAGGCCUGGGCUGGACCGCAAGCGGCCUCAGUUCUCUCUCAAGCCCCCCCAAAGCAACCCCGUGAAUGUUGAUUUCUCUCAGCUGGAUAGCAUUGACGAUCCAGAGGAAUACUUCUUAACCUUGGAGCGGCUCGAAAAAGCUGACAUGGAGAUAAAAAAGCUAAGGGGCGAGACUCCAACCAAAAAAGCAAAUUAUGAUCGGCCUAUCGAACCACCCAAGAAGCGGCCUGGAAUGAGGACUUAUAAUUUUAGAUUGAAGCACCCAUUUCCCAGAUGGGAACUUUAACAGAAUCAGUCUCAUAUUCAGGAUGAAGAUGUUGAGGUAGGCUUGUUUCAAUAAGCACUAUUCUCGAAUUGCUGUUGUAAACUGAGCUUGUGGGACUGUUGUACUUGGUUCUCCACAAUUGCCACUAUAAAUAAUCUUAUGGAAGUAAGACAUGAUGAUAUAUAUUUGAUGUAUGAGAUGA